UGGUGUUCGAAUUCAUCCUUCAUUGCAUCUGGGAUGCAAUCUGUCGGGGCACAGUGGAGAUGACGAAAAGACAUCGUUUCUCACGCCUAUUUCUUCUCACUUUGAUGGAACUUUCUAAUGUAACAGCACAUAGCCGAAUGUUAAUGGGGAUCCAGUCGAUUAGUGCUGCCUCAGCUCUAGCGCUUGGUGCGACACCAGCACCAGCAAGACUGGACGAAGAUGCCACAGGGUCCCCGGAUGAACGCACGUAAAACAAGCUUUUUGAAGCGACAGAUGGAGAGCGAAUUUGUAGUACUUCACCAGAGUCUUGAAUACGGGUCUCAGAUAGACAACACACAUCAAUAUUAAGACUUUCCAAAGACAUAGCCAGCCUUAUCUGUUGUCCGACCUGCAU
This is a messenger RNA of Schistosoma spindalis, 394 nucleotides long. The record is from the annotation of a GenBank genome assembly. Lineage: Eukaryota; Metazoa; Platyhelminthes; Trematoda; Strigeidida; Schistosomatidae.